AUGUCAGAGGACGAGGAACAUGGACAUGAAGCAGUGGCACUGCCAGACUUGAGCGGUAUCUGGGCGUUCGUAUCCUUGACUACGCCAGACAUGGAACAAAGUCUGGCUCCACCCCGGACAGAUCUUUUGCGAGGCAGGACAGCCGAUUCGAUCCAUCCAGUACACCAAGACCAAGACGGAGACCGGCCUACACUGGCUUAUGCAACUUUUCCAGAACUCAUAAUCACGCAACCGGGCCGGUAUCGAAUGAAAGUCAACAUCAUUGACAUGAACGCGUAA
Messenger RNA from Capronia epimyces CBS 606.96, 279 nucleotides. RefSeq lists its product as uncharacterized. The record is from RefSeq and is a predicted model, not a curated record. The transcript has a single exon. Bases 1 to 279 code for a protein of 92 amino acids. Lineage: Eukaryota; Fungi; Ascomycota; Eurotiomycetes; Chaetothyriales; Herpotrichiellaceae.